This is a messenger RNA of Cantharellus anzutake, 1128 nucleotides long. RefSeq lists its product as uncharacterized. Bases 1 to 1128 code for a protein of 375 amino acids. The record is from RefSeq and is a predicted model, not a curated record. NCBI's taxonomy places the organism in Eukaryota, Fungi, Basidiomycota, Agaricomycetes, Cantharellales, Hydnaceae. The transcript has 6 exons.
AUGGGGUUGCCAGGGCUUUGUGCUACACUCCAAUACUUCACCAACAACAAAUUUGCUUCUGAAGAAAUUCUGGAGAUCCGAAUCAAUAACCUGAUUGAGGAAGCAAAAAAAAUAAUCCCUCUAGAGUCCCAUCCUGCAUCAACAAGGCCCUCCCCAAGGAGACAGGAUAAUACUGUACUCACUCAGUGCAUGUUGCCUUCACUGCAACCUGGUACCAAACACCUCCCAUUUCUCCUGGACUCUGAUGAGGACAGUGACUCACCUCCCCAAAUAAUUGACAACAAGCAUCCAUGCCAAGGGGUCAGAAUCAACGUUCCUGAAGGGAGAAGCCCAUUUCUUGAGUGGCCAUGGAAAGAACAAGUGGAGUUAGCAAUGGCUUGGGACAUCCACAUUAAAAAUGGUAUUCUUACCUUGCAUGCUCCUACUUGUCUACAGUUGACACUGCGGGACCGGAUCCACAGAGGCAUCCCUGAGACCACCCCAUAUAAGUACCUUGGGACAUCUGGAUUAAUCGAAAUUCUCAGGCGGAAAGACCGUCAAAUUGACAGUCUCAAACUUCAAUGUCUUAACACCAAUUGGAAACUGGAUUUGCUCAUGACUUCAAACCUGGACUACAAAAGAUUCGUCAUGGCUGUGGGCGAGUGCAAUGUACCCUGCUUGAAUCAACUUGUGUGCCCAAGGUGCACAGAACAAGAACACCUUAUGAGUGUUGUGCUCUACUGGUUAGGGGGUGCACAUGUUGCAGAGUUUGCACAUGCAGCACUUGGCAUGCCAGGGAUAGCAACAACCCGACAACACUGCACAACUUCAAUCCGUGCUUCUCCUGCCUUCCCAACCCUUGAUGAAAUGAGAUCAAACAUCACAACGGCCUAUCAAAUCGAUGCCCCUUCCAAUAAUCAAGUUGUCAGCCUUGUUUGUAUGAUAGAUGAGAUUAAGGUAGAAGAGGUGUUGGACUGGUGCCUGCACACAAACAGGUGUAAUGAACAUGCAAUCAAUAACAUUGGUGAUGCGCAUACACUGUUUGAUGACUUGGCAAACAGAAAAGUGCAUUUUGGCAUGGAGUUGCCACAAUUGGAGCUCUCACUGGGAAUCAUCAUGUCAGAGUCCGCACAUCUAUUCGUGGUGUAA